AUGUCGGAAUACAACGGUGAAGCCAAGUACCGACCGAAACGGUAUCAGUCUAUUGCCAAGUUGUUCAAAAAACGUGUGCCGAUCGUUUCUUGGCUACCCAAGUACGAUGCAGAUCAAGCUGUCAGUGACUUGGUCGCCGGGGUCACUGUUGGACUAACAGUCAUGCCACAAGGGCUGGCGUAUGCUACGCUUGCUGGUCUAGAACCGCAGUAUGGUUUAUAUUCUGCGUUUGCUGGAUGCAUUGUUUAUACGGUAUUUGGCAGUUGUAAGGACAUUACCAUUGGACCUACAGCAUUAAUGUCACUUAUGACUUACCAACAAGUGGUCAAUAGAAACGCAGACUAUGCAGUAUUAUUAUGUUUUUUGUCUGGUAUCUUACAGUUCAUUAUGGGAUCACUUAAACUAGGUAUGUAA
Molecule: messenger RNA, 414 nt
Organism: Macrosiphum euphorbiae (potato aphid)
Lineage: Eukaryota; Metazoa; Arthropoda; Insecta; Hemiptera; Aphididae
Source: the annotation of a GenBank genome assembly